Naumovozyma dairenensis CBS 421 is the source of this 1473-nucleotide messenger RNA. RefSeq names its product centromere-binding protein CNN1 (gene CNN1). Lineage: Eukaryota; Fungi; Ascomycota; Saccharomycetes; Saccharomycetales; Saccharomycetaceae. Bases 1 to 1473 code for a protein of 490 amino acids. The transcript has a single exon. The record is from RefSeq and is a predicted model, not a curated record.
AUGAGUACACCACGGAAAUAUAACGAUGCAUUAAGUGAUAAUAAUUCGGAGAUAAUUACACCAUUCAAAGAACGUGCCUUAGAAGAACAACGAAUUAAAGAGCAAUUGUUAUUAAGUGCAACACCGGGACUAAGGCGACGAUUAGAAAUCCAGUCUACCUUCGAACCGUUGGCAACAGACCCAAAUGAGAUAAAAAGUUAUUUAAGAGAUUUAAGUUCUGCAUUACUGUCACAAGGGAAAAACUUGACAAAACUUUUGAAUGAAGAAGUGGUUUCAAUUGAUGACAAAUCGUCUGGGGGAGAACUUGGAAUUGAGCAGGAACGUGUACUCUCUAGACUUCCCUCCAAUGUCACUGAUUCCGAAGCAAAGGAAUUGCAUAAUAUCCAAGCUGGUCAAAUACUACGGUCUGAUUCAACAUCUGAACUAGGUCACCAAGAGCCUGUCGAUAACAAGCUUUUUGAAAUGGAGAAGAAGCAGAGUUUAGAAGGGAACCAAAUUACUCCUCUAAAAAGAAGUUUAGAGGAAAAAAAGACGAGCACAUUAUCAGAGGCAGUAUUUUCACAACUUCGGGAGGUCCCUUCAAGGCCCAAAAUACGAAAAAUCAAACCGGUUUUUAUCGAGGGAUUAGAAGUUUCCUCUAUUCAGGAAGCUAACUCCGACAUCGAGAAACAAACAGAAAUUGAAGAGGCAAAGAAUUCUGCUACUAUUCAUGCAGAUAAUGAUAACAAAAAAGAUGCAAGUAAAGUAGAUAAAAUAUUGUCGAAUGAGGAGGAUCGGCCAAGCAACGAUUUUCUUGUUGAACAUCAUAAUGAAUCUAUUGUACAAAAUGAUCAGAUUAUGGACAAUGAUGACAACAUGAAUUACAAUGACAAUCGACUGUCGAGUCCAGAGCCUAUUGGUAUUGAGCCGUCACCGUUUGUCGAUUCAUAUGCAAUAAAACAACCCGUAUUUCCUCAAUCUGAAUUUAAAAUCCCAAAAAAUAAUUUUCUCAAUAAUUCUGUACCUAAUCCUUCUCUUUCAAGGAAACUUUCCAAUAAUAUUCCCAAAUUAACGUAUGAUAAAUAUUCUGCAAUUCCAUGGAGUAACAAGAACGAUUCUAAAUCUGAUAUUUUUGAAGAUACAAAUAUGUCAAUAGAGAAAAAAUUGAUAGAAAAUCAAAUUCCUAUGGGGGCUCUAUCUAUCAAUGAAUUACAAGAAACAUUUAGUAAUUUUUUGGAAAAGGAAAAUAUUAAAUUGAAGCCAUACACUUGGACUGCUCUUCAAGGAAUAUCACAACAAGUUUUAAGAAGACUAAUAAAAAUUUUUAGAGAUGAUCGUAAUUCACUUGUAGUUAAUUUCGAAUCCAUGAAGGAAAUACUUUAUAAAUAUGGCAUUAUCUCUCCGAACGCUACCAAUGACGAUAUAUUCGACAUUUUGUGUGAUUAUUUACCAUUAGAAGGUCUUAAUGAAAUUGAAAUGAUGCUUUUCCAAUAA